GUCCCGUUAACGCGAUGGUUUCCUCGGCAUCCUUGUACUGACGACGGAGGAACCAAACUAAGUUUUGAACCUCCGCCAUUGUGAUCAUCAACACGAUAUCUGCGACGUCAUCAGAACGCGUGCUCCUACUGGGUCAAAGUAGUACAGGUGCUUGAACAUGGUGCGGGUUCUGUCGUGCCACCACUUCACGUCCCAGGAAGUCUUCAGCACCAAGCAGGAACCCGAGGUCAUCUACGGCUCUGGCGACAAACUCUUUAUCGCGACCGUACACAAUGUGGUGGAGGUGUACCAGGUAAACACCAAGGAGUGCAGGCACCUGCUUGGCUUCAUGACGGUAUCUGCCAUUGACCAGCUGGUCUACAGCGAGUGUGGAAAGUAUGUGGCGACUGUGGAAGUCAAGAGCAGCAAGCAGAGGUCCCUUACAUUUGUCAGGUUGUACUUCAACUGGGAGGGUAGCGAUGUGACGCAGCCUGUACGGGCCAGGAUCGCCGGCGUCCCAGCCAGUAACUCCCAACCAGAGAACACUGGGAAACAGCUGGAGGUGGUGGAGUUGCCUCUCCGUAAGUCCGCAACCUGCAUACAGUGCUGCGCAGUGACUGGUAACCUGGCCAUCGGCAUAGGCAGUGUUAUGAGCCUGUACAGACUCUGCUCUAAGACUGUGCAGCUGACAGAGACUACUUACACUGACUUGGACCAUCUCCUGGACAUUCACAUUGGGUUUAACCUUGCUGAGAUAGCCCUGUGUGAGAACUAUGUCGGCGGGAUCUCGGCAGAUGAGGUCAGGGUGCUGCAAGUUCACUUCAAGAAUGAAGUUGAUGAAGACACAACCAAUCCUAAGGAGUUAGCUGGGGAAGUCAUUAGCAGAUCCACAACACCAACAGACCAAGGAGCGGAUCAGGACGAUGUUAUUGUUGAGGAUGAAGACUUUGUUUUGUGGUCGUUUGAGGAGCAUAAUAUUCCCGUGGACAGUGUUCAUGUGGAACUUCCAAGUGGUACCAGCCCCCUGCCACGCAGAAGUGUCUCUCCCCGACUCCAGACCAACACGAUCAGCUUACGCACCAUCUCCAGUGAGCGGCCUUAUGUGGAGAAGUCUUCAAACCCGACAGAGGUUCUCGGACCAGUGGACUGCGUCCAAGGGCGACCAAUCACAGUGGAGUGGGCAGGACUGUACAGUGUGGGGAUCAGUAUCAAGGGGAUGAACGCCCAGUUGAGCACCACAACCCUCCUGUACCGCAGAUUUGCUCCAGGAGACACGGCAUACACGACUGUCGACGGCGCACUUCACUCUCUUCAGUUCCUGCCAACGUACUCUAAGGAUGGUGCCGAUAAGUCUGAAAAGUCACGUCGCCACAGGGUAUCUGUUCUGCCCGCUGAAGGCAGGUGCUCUCCUCUGCACCCCAACCCUCAGGAGGGGACACUGCACGGCCUCUGCUGCUUCUUCACGGGCCCCAGACAGGGUUUCCUGUAUGACAUCUUUGAUGGUGCCAACCUCCUGGCCUCCUACCCAUAUACAGCUGACACAUCCAAGGUAGUGGCAGGAGACAGCCUGCUCCAUGCAGUGACCAGGAAUGGUCUGGAAACGUACACCUUACGGAAGUUUGCCGCAGCGGUCCACAGGAUGGAGGACAUCGACAACAUCCACAACACCUGUCCUCAUCCCAACAUGGACAUCUGUCUCAUCGGGAUGAGGCCCUUCAUAGCCAUACAGGAUAUCAGUGUGUGCACAUCCCAUGUACUGUUGCUGUCUAAGGUGGAGUCUCCCAGGACCCAGCGAGUAGCAGGACAGUCACACUGGAGUCUGUAUGCCUUACAGAAUGCCUCUGUAGGUCAGUUGUACAAGGACAUGUUGGACCUUGGCCUGCGUUACCAGAACAGCAGCCCGCCUGCAUACCACCAGCUGCUGUGUGAAGGUCACCUUCUCCUGAGACAAGCGCUGUUCAGUCAAGAAGCAGACAGCAGGACCCAGCAGCUUCAGGAUCUCUUGUGUGAGUCAUGUGGUCUGCUGGGUGACUACCACUCCCUGCCUGACAGCCAGGACUGGACCCUGGCCCUGCCCUACUACAACAUGUCCGGCCUGAAGGUGGCUGCCAUCGUACAGCAGGCUCUGCACCAGAUGCAGCCGGACCGGGAACAGCCAGGCUACGGGAGGGGCCUGGUCCACUUCCUCGACCACGUGCUCUUCACCGGUGACGAGCCGCUCGAGACGGACAAGUCCACUUCCAACAUCGUCCUGGAGGCCUACAGCCAGCUAGAGCCAGAGAACCUCUCCAAGGUCAUCAUCAAGUCCCGGCUGAGGUUGUUCGAUGAUCAGAAGGCCGUGUCCAUGCUGAGGAAGAUCAAGAGGGGGGUGUCUGGCUCGGGAGGUCGCUACCACCCCAAGCCACUGGAUGUCCUGGCCAUGGCGGUGUUGAAGCUGAGGCUGUGUGAGCCGGAGCAGGCACAGAUCGUGCUGUCCACCGUCACCGAGCCGCAGCUGGUCCAGGUGCUGCUGUCUGAGCACCAACUGCUGCGUACAGAGUCCACCCAAUUGUCGCACCUGUCCCAGCUGCUGAGGCGCCACCAGCCACAGGUGCUUAUUGCUGCACUGGUAGCUCUUCAGGGGCGAGGCGUCAUCGCCUUCGAGACAGCACUGCAGUUGCUACGGGGCUCUGAAGGGGAGAUUCACCAAAACACCCACAUUCGCGACUAUCUCGAAGGCAUUCUGCAAGCUUGUCACAGUCAACCAGCGGGUCAGAAAGUUGGCACGAUGCUUUGCGACAUCUACAUUCAGAGGCUGGUGGAGUGGAAACCUCCAUCCUCCAGACCCAUGCCCGCACCGGGACAUGUCCACAUACCUCGCGGGGGUGGCUGCUUUGGAGUACGGUACACCUGGUUGGACCACCUCCCACCUUUCAAAGGCGUUGGCUCCGCCAAGCAACCCUGCCAGUGGGUCCAGAUCAGAGUCUCCCCACCUCGUGGGUCACCCAUGCAGCUCCCUGCCACGGUGACCCCGAUUCAGGUCAGCAAAGCCUCCCCAUCAGUUGUCGAGGAAGUCUGCAUGUGCUGCUGCUGUAACGAGGACCUCCUGAAGCUGCAAUCCCUACUCUGCUCCGGUAACGUCAGCACCGACAUCUCCCAACAUGUCCUGCAGGCUGUCACUGAAGACAUGAAGGGCUUCCUCGCUGUCAAACUCCUCUGUCUGGCCAAGAUGGAGCCUGAGAAAGCCGUGGAACUCAUGAUAGAUUCGCACCCUUCCGUACUGGUCAGUUUUGGAGAGACCGUGUUUCCGGAGAGCCAGGAGAGAUGGAUCGAUGUGCUGCACCUUCUUCUGCAAAUGUUCGAAGACGAGGACAGUCUUCCGGAUGACAGGCACGAAUCCCUUACAGGGGCACUGCAGGGGGUCCUGUCUUGCCUGGCCUCCCUCAUGGAACCUCAGGCAUUCAUCAACCUGCUCCCCUCCCAUGGCACAGUGGAUUUCUUCCUGCCCUACAUCCAACAGUGUCUGAGGAAACACAGGGCUGGGGAGAUGAGGAACAGGGUAGCAUCAGGACAGGUGUAGAGGGGGAAUGAUCAUCUAUGAUCUUUGAAGCAAAACUGGCUCUUCACGAGUGGAGAUUAUAGUACCAUUUUUACUUUGUAUACGACUUACGUGUCAUCUACGGAAAUGCAACAUAUAUAUUUACUUACUCUGAGUUAUCUAGUAAUGAAGUCUAUUGUUGGAUUGACAUUUGUAUAAUUGUAUACAUUAAUGAUUUGAAAAUAUCUUAAAAAGACUAUGAUGUUAAAACAUUCCUUUAGGGCCAAGCAAGAAACGUUAUAGCUUUAUUCUACAUACAUUAGCUGCUACUUAAGAAUAGGACAGUGGAAUAAGCAGGCCUUAUUCGCAUAAUGUUGCUGUUACAUGCUCUGUUUGUUUGUAAGAGCAAGGAGGUGUAAUUUAAACCACCAAUGAUAAAUCCACUAUCCAGUAUGUUGCUUGAUUUCAAAACAAAAGAGAAGUUAAGCAAUAAAUAUCUCUUUAUUAUCAUUCUGAAUAUCUGUGAUGCUUUUUACACAAAGUUAACAACAUAUAAUUAGGACCAAUAAUCAUCACACAUUUGAAUGAUACUGUCAUCAAUGGUCCACUUCCUCUAAUACAUCUGUAGUAACACAUCAAAAUAUGAGUGACCAAUAAAGCAUUGACAUGGUCUUCACACAUCAUUUUUACACUGAAUAGAAUUAUUCUUAAACCAAGACUAAGAAGAAAGAACAAGCCCAAAACAGGCUGCCUAUACAGGGCAUUUGUAAUGACCUCAAUGAUUAUUGCCCCUGAUUAUUCAUCAUUAGUCCAAUCAAAUAUAGAGGAGCAACAUCUGUUUGAUUCCUAGCCUGAUUAAAUCACACUCAUACUAUCAUAGCAGCCCUCCCAACAUCUGCUGGCAGAGGGGCCAGUUACAGCCCUGAACAGCAGAGUUUGCGCUACACACACUAUUCGAUUCU
Messenger RNA from Branchiostoma floridae (Florida lancelet), 4458 nucleotides. RefSeq names its product Hermansky-Pudlak syndrome 3 protein-like. Gene Ontology annotation, cellular component: cytoplasm. The transcript has 9 exons. The record is from RefSeq and is a predicted model, not a curated record. NCBI's taxonomy places the organism in Eukaryota, Metazoa, Chordata, Leptocardii, Amphioxiformes, Branchiostomatidae. Gene Ontology annotation, biological process: organelle organization. Bases 158 to 3538 code for a protein of 1126 amino acids.